Momordica charantia (bitter melon) is the source of this 2043-nucleotide messenger RNA. RefSeq names its product Eukaryotic aspartyl protease family protein. Gene Ontology annotation, molecular function: aspartic-type endopeptidase activity. Gene Ontology annotation, biological process: proteolysis. The record is from RefSeq and is a predicted model, not a curated record. NCBI's taxonomy places the organism in Eukaryota, Viridiplantae, Streptophyta, Magnoliopsida, Cucurbitales, Cucurbitaceae.
UUGAUAGUUUCGUAACAGAGAACAGAGCAGCGGUAGCGUAAUCCCAAUUUCUUCACCGAAACUUCUGUUUUAGACUUUUAUCCCUUUCGAACUUUUCCUCUCUCUCGCUACUCUCUCUCUAGGAUGAACAUCGGCAAGACUUUGCGCCUCGGUUAUUUCCCCAUAGUUCUCUUCGUCCUUGUUUUCUGAUAUUUUGUCUUUGUUCCUUCAUUUACUCUGUAUUUAAUCGCUUCCGUUGGUGGAUUACCGAAAUUUGAGGAGGGAUACAGGAAUGGCCGCGAUUGUUCGUACCGCAGUGUCGGUGGUCGCCGCGGUGCUGAUGCUUCAGGCGGCCACGGUUCUCUGCGGGUUUCCGGCCAAGCUGAGUCUGGAGAGGGCUUUUCCGACGAAUCAUGGGGUCGAAAUGGCUCAACUCCGAGGCCGGGACCGGGCUAGACAUGGUAGAAUGUUGCAGUCUUCUGGUGGUGUCAUUGAUUUUCCUGUGGCCGGGACCUAUGAUCCAUUUCUCGUUGGGCUUUAUUACACUAAAGUGCAGCUAGGUAAUCCUCCGAAGGAUUUCUUUGUGCAGAUCGAUACUGGAAGUGAUGUUUUGUGGGUUAGCUGCAACUCUUGCAAUGGAUGCCCAGAAACUAGUGGGCUCCAGAUUCAGCUCAAUUUCUUUGAUCCUGCUAGCUCAUCAACAGCUUCUCCAGUCUCUUGUUCAGACCAAAUUUGCGCCCUUGGAGUUCAGUCCUCUGAUUCUGCCUGUUUGGGCCAGAGCAAUCAAUGUGCUUAUGUCUUCCAGUAUGGAGAUGGGAGUGGAACAUCGGGCUUUUACGUUAGGGACAUGAUGCAUCUCGAUAUAGUAGUUGAGAGUUCUAUGACUACAAAUUCUUCAGCUUCAGUUGUAUUUGGGUGUAGUACAUCACAGACUGGAGACUUGACUAAGUCGGACAGAGCAGUUGAUGGAAUCUUCGGGUUCGGGCAACAUGACUUGUCUGUAAUUUCGCAACUGUCUUCACGAGGAAUAGCACCAAAAGUGUUCUCCCACUGCUUGAAAGGAGAUGAUAGUGGUGGGGGAAUAUUGGUCCUUGGCGAGAUUGUGGAGCCAAAUGUUGUUUAUACUCCUCUAGUCCCAUCACAGCCCCAUUAUAACUUGAAUCUGCAAAGCAUCUCUGUUAAUGGUCAAAUGUUACCCAUCAAUCCAACUGUCUUUACAACAACCAAUGGCCAAGGAACCAUAGUUGACUCUGGCACUACUUUGGCAUACCUUGCUGAGGAAGCUUUCAACUCUUUUGUUGUUGCUAUCACGAAUUUAGUUUCACAAACGACACAGCCUGUUCUUCUCAAGGGAAAUCAGUGUUAUAUAACCUCCUCCAGCAUCUCUGACACAUUUCCUCAAGUAAGCUUAAACUUUGCCGGUGGCGCAUCGCUUGUUUUGAGACCUCAGGACUAUCUCAUACAACAAAGCUCUGCUGGUGGAAAUACUGUUUGGUGUGUUGGUUUCCAGAAAAUCCCAGGUCAAGGGAUUACAAUUCUAGGAGACCUUGUUCUAAAAGACARAAUCUUCAUUUAUGAUUUAGCGAAUCAACGAAUUGGAUGGGCUAACUACGACUGUUCAAUGUCAGUAAAUGUUUCCACAGCUUCCAAGACUGGACAGAGUGAAUCUGUCAACGCAGGGCAGCUCAGCGGCAGUGGCUCCGUGGAGAAUCAGCCUGACGGACUUAUUCUACAGCUAAGCAUUCUUGUAUUGUUCGUUCAAUUAUCCAUCUUCACCAGCUUCUUCCACUCAUAGCAUCUAAACAAGAAAAUUAGGAUCUUCAUUCUUUCACUGUAUAUUAUAUUCAGAUGCCAUCGUAUAGUUAUAGCCAUUGAGCCGCUGAAGUUUCGUUUGUGCGCAUGUCGCUCGUAAUCCCUUUUUUUUUUUUUUUUUUUUUCAUUGGUUUCUUGAAUUAAUAUAUAUACAGUCCACUAGAAUUGGUCUCAACUGCGUUGUAAAGUUCUUCAUAUGUAACUAUUGGUUCUAUACAAGUUUUAACUUAUAAGAGCUCAUACUUAAUGAUA